CUUUCAAUCAAGAACCCAAUAAUUUAACCCCAAAACAUAAACAUUACUUCCUUUUUUCUUGGUUACACAAACACAAUAAACAGUCACAGUUAAUUCACAUUGCUUGCAUAUAAAGAACAACAAACGCUCAAACAAACACACACCAACCACUUCCCAGAUGGCUACACUCAAAACAAAACACGACAUUCACACGCUCCUCUUUCUUACUGCACUCAUAUUUUUCCUUUCCACACCCACCUCCCCUGCAGACAACACAAACUUGAUCUACAAGGGUUGCGCGGACCAGAAACUGCAAGAACCCUACUCGCAGAAUCUCAAACCCCUGUUAUCGUCCUUGGUGGCAGAGUCUGCGCAAAAGGGUUUCGCCGCGACUACGCAGAACGGGCUCACCGGCGCGUACCAAUGCCGGGGAGACCUCACCGGCUCCGACUGCCACAGCUGCGUGGAACGGAUUCCGGACAUGCUGGGUCGCCUGUGCGGCGAGGCCGCUGCGGCGGCGCGAGUCCAGCUCAGCGGGUGCUACCUGAGGUACGAGGUGGUCGGGUUCAAGCAGGUUGCGGCGACGCAGCUGCUGUACAAGGUGUGCGGGGCCCGCAGGGUGGUCGACGGUGGGGGGUUCGAGGCGAGGAGGGACGCGGCGUUUGGGAUGGUGGAGAACGGCGUGCAGAGCAGUGGGAACUUGUUCUACACCGGGAGUUACCAGAGCCUGUAUGUGUUGGGACAGUGCGAGGGUAAUUUGGGAAAUGCAGAUUGCGGGGCUUGUAUCAGGAGUGCUGCGGAACAGGCUAAGGAUCAGUGUGGCUACUCCAUUUCCGCGCAGGUUUAUCUUCAGAAUUGUUACAUCAGUUACAGCUUUUACCCCAAUGGAGUUCCCACUUCAUCUUCUUCUUCCUCAGGAUCGGAGGGAGGAGGGCAUCCACACACGGAGAGGACGGUGGCGCUCGCGGUGGGUGGGGUGGCGGCUCUGGGAUUCUUAAUUGUCUGCAUGCUAUUUCUGAAGUCGGUGUUAAAGAGAAGACAUGGGAAGCGUUAGAAUCAAUCACAGUAUCUUAAGUUUUAUUUGUUCUGAUACUUGUUCUCAUUCUCACAAUUUUGUUCUUCUUCAAAGUUGUUUUGAUUCUAAGAAGUGUUUAUAAAUAUGAUAAGACUGUUAUUUUGAUGAA
Molecule: messenger RNA, 1163 nt
Organism: Vigna unguiculata (cowpea)
Lineage: Eukaryota; Viridiplantae; Streptophyta; Magnoliopsida; Fabales; Fabaceae
Product: plasmodesmata-located protein 3-like
Biological process (GO): plasmodesmata-mediated intercellular transport; transport of virus in multicellular host
Cellular component (GO): plasmodesma
Source: RefSeq, a predicted model, not a curated record